AUGCCCCUCCGCACGGUCAAAUCUGUCCAUUUUGCGGACAGCGACGAUAUAGUCCCCUCCCCCCCGCCGUCCUCCAAGGCUCCCACUCGACUCCCUCCUGUUCUCGGCCUCGGACUCGAGCUUGGGCCGGCCAGAGAGUCCGUCGAGAUCCGCCCGCGCAGGGAUGCCACAGUCCCUCUCCCGGAGGUCGACUGGGCGGAAGGUGGCGCAGGCGAUGGCCAAGGCGACUCCCCCCGCGGCUCUAGCACGUCCGCAGGCAGCGACGACUCCUACCCCACCAACGCGCUCGGCCUUUACGCCAGCGCUAAUGAAUACCCCAACACCCACCAGGGCCACGCCGCCUACACGCCGGGCGGGGUUGCGUAUCCCUUCGCCGACGCCGCCCAUUCUCGUUCCUUGGGCGUCCCCCGCGACGAUGCCUGGUCUUCCUCCUCCGCCUCCUCCCAGACGCCGAGCCCGCCCCCGCCCACCUCUCCUAUCCACCCCAACCUCCACACCUUCCCGUACAAGUGGGACCUCCGCAACGGGGACAGUACUACAGCUCCGAUCCUCGAUGUCGAGGCUUUCCCCAAACAAGUGACGAAGUGCGUGCUCGUCUUCCGCCCGCCCAUCCCUCCCCCCAUCUUCGGCUUCAAAGUGCGAGUCGAAGCUCCCUGGGAUGGGUACAGCCGACACGCCAUAUCCGGGACGGACAUCCUCACAGCCAUCGAGAAGAAGCUCCACGGGUCGCGUAACGCGUCAUUCAUCACGGAGACGAUGCACCCCCACUGGUACAAGGCUGCCGAGGCUGCACGUGCCUCCUGCGAGCGCGAGCCCGGGGAUGGGUGGCAGCGCGUCGACCUGUGGCCGGCCGCCCCGCACCUGUACUUCUUGGGGCUGGAGCCCGCUGGGUUCGAGGAGGACGGCACGAUGAUCUGCGUCGUCAAGCUCGGCACGGCCCCGCCGCCCAAAGCUCGCGCUCUGUGA
Messenger RNA from Trametes versicolor FP-101664 SS1, 966 nucleotides. RefSeq lists its product as uncharacterized. Bases 1 to 966 code for a protein of 321 amino acids. The transcript is spliced from 2 exons. The record is from RefSeq and is a predicted model, not a curated record. NCBI's taxonomy places the organism in Eukaryota, Fungi, Basidiomycota, Agaricomycetes, Polyporales, Polyporaceae.